Messenger RNA from Lates calcarifer (barramundi perch), 3256 nucleotides. Its product is annotated as lysosomal membrane ascorbate-dependent ferrireductase CYB561A3. Gene Ontology annotation, molecular function: oxidoreductase activity. The transcript has 8 exons. Lineage: Eukaryota; Metazoa; Chordata; Actinopteri; Centropomidae. The record is from RefSeq and is a predicted model, not a curated record. The coding region runs from base 1933 to 2667 and encodes 244 amino acids. Gene Ontology annotation, cellular component: lysosomal membrane.
AGCUUCUCAAUUUUAAAGUUAUAUGGUUGCGUAUGUCCAAUUACACUCCAGCAUAACUUAAUGGCAGAUAUCCAACAGUACAGGAAGACAGUUUGAACGUUUUAUCAAAACUGAGUAAGAGAAAUGACAGAAUACUUUCAAACCAGUUUCCCUUACUAAAUUUAAUAUUACUAAAAAACUGUAUAUCUGUUGUCUACAGUCAAAAUAGUACAGCUAUACCAUUAAAUAACAUUAACAAUAACACUUUCUUAAUUAUCAAAUUGCUUGUGGUUUUUAUUAUUAACGUCUCUUGACAGACAUAUGUAUUCAACAUGAAAAGGCUGUCUUCAUGGACGUGGCUUACUCUUAUUGACUGCGUACAUACAGUAUAUUGCCCUUUCCUGGCUUUGCUCAAAUUUUUGCAUAUUAUCAAACUUUGCCCAUAAGACACACACUGCUCAGAUGAGGAAGAGAGCCAGAGUACAUUGUUGUCACUUUGCUUCCAUUGUGUCAGCAGGGCGGCGUACUCCUGGGGCUGUGCAGAUUAGACUCAAUGCCUCCAGCAAGCCCUGCAGUCCUGAUCCAUCAUACCAGUCAUAUCAGACAUAGCAAGAUGGGAAAUACCAACACUGCAUGCCAGAUGCACAACUACAGCAAAAGGAACGUCCGCGUGUUCGUCACAGACAAAACUCAGGAGAUCGAUGCCUUCAUCACCUCUGUGUCUGGGAGCAAAGAUAAGAUCUUGUCUGUGCUUCCUGGCGGCAAGAAGUUCAGCUUCAGGAAAGACAUCAAAUGCAUCCGUGUGCUGGCCUCUCAGAAGCAGGAAGUGCCGUGGGAAGCUGACCACUUUGUGACCAUCUUUGUGGAGGAUGAAGAUGAUGAAAACAUUUGCUCCAAGCAAAUCAUACACAACAUGCCACUGACUGCUCCAGUCACUGUGCUGCUCUAUGAUGUGUAGAAUAACACCUUUGUCUUGCCAUUUAUUAUUCUCUGCACAUAUACAGGCAAAAGAUAAAGUGGAAUAUUACAUUAUUUCAUUGUUAAAAGCAAGUCUGUCUUGUUUCAAAUGAUAGAAUUUUACCGCUGUUGACAUAACGUAUCUCUCAUGAUGCCUGCAAUAAAAUUGUCCCGCGGCUUCACGCUCCUCCUGACUUUGCAUUUGUCAUUACAGAGUAAAAUGAGAUUACACGUUCAUUUGGCAUCGCUCUCCAUGCAUGACUGGCCCUCUGUGAUCAUCUGCUUUAGUCCAGAUCUCAGGACUGUCACUAAAACUGUGGAGCCCUUUAUUCAUACCUCGAGGUCUGUGCUAAAUUAGAUGACACGGCGAGGGGUCCCUGUCACCCACAUGGUCAUUUUGAAAUAGAAAAGAAAUCUUCAUAACACCUUCGCCUGUGACUCAGUCAGAGAGUUCAUAUGCAAAAUAAUAAUAAUAAUAAUAAUAAUAAAUGCUUGCAGAAUGUUAUGGAUCAGCUUACACAGAAUAUUUUUGUUUACUACUCAUCUAUGAAUCAUUGUCAAGUUGAAUUUCCAACAUAUAGUCAAGAAUCUGUAGCUUACUGUGACUUUAAUGUGAGGUUGUUUGUCAUAAAUCUGAAAUCCAGAGUCCAUGGCAAAUCAACAUGACCAUGCAAAAAGUGAAUUAUGUUAUGAAACCUGUAAUCUGUUGGGAUUUUGUAAUCAUGACUAAUGGCUAAUACAGUAAACUGAGCAGGAUACUGCAGGGAAAAUUGUUUCUUUGUCCCAUCCUUGUGGACCAUCCCUCCUUUGACCACCAGACUCAUUUAACUUCAGAGACAAUUCCUGGUGGAUGCAAUGUCAGCUAUGCUCAUCUGUAAAUGAAUAGACGUGUGAUAGAGAGCAGGACAACAGGAAAUUUAGUGUUACAGUUACCAUUUGGUGCCAUUGAGCAAAGAGGCAGGAUUCACGUGAAGGAGAGAAGCACUCGCCCGAGAUAUGCAGCCGUCAGUGUUUUUCUACAUCACCUACACACUGUGUCUGUGUUUGGGCCUGCUCUGUGUGCUGUUUGUGAGUUACUGGAGCUCACAAUGGCGGGGCGGUUUCUCCUGGGAUGGUUCUGCCCUGCAGUUCAACUGGCACCCUGUGCUCAUGGUGUCUGGGCUGGUGGUUCUGUACGGCAUUGCACUUGUUGUGUAUCGUGUACCGUCCACCUGGAAGCAGAAGAAGCACCCCUGGAAGCUGGUGCACGCUGGACUGAUGCUUCUGGCCUUGCUUCUGUCCAUCCUUGGCCUGUGUGCUGUGUUUGACUUCCACAAACACUUCAACCUCCCUGACCUGUACUCUCUGCACAGCUGGGUGGGCAUCUGUACUGUAGCAAUGUUUGCUUUUCAGUGGAUCCUUGGCCUGGCUGGUUUCUUGGUUCCUUGUUCUCCACUGUGGUUCCGCAACACCCUGAAACCCGUUCAUAUCUGGUUGGGAAAAGCAAUCUUGAUCCUCAGUUUGAUCUCCUGCAUCAGUGGUAUCAAUGAAAAACUGCUGUUUGUGCUUAAUGGAAGCAGUGCGGAGCCUUACAACUCACUGCCUGCGGAAGCCAAAUUUGCGAAUUCCCUUGGCAUCCUCAUUGUGGCCUUUGGAUUGGUCGUCUUUGGAAUCUUAUCCAAAAACAAAUGGCAGAGGCCCGAAACAGAAGGUGAAAGUGUUCAUCUUCUGCUAACUGAAGAAACCUCAUGAACAACAAUGGAUGCGCUUAAUGUGCCAAAGACAGCCAAUAAUAUGCAGGUUUCGAUUCAAACCAAAUGAAAUCUGUAUUGAAUUUCACUGAUUGACGUUAACAAAGAAUAAGACAAAAAUGUUUUUGUUUUUUUAAACAAACUGAUGGCUUGUCAUGUUUUCUUUUCCUGUCAUUCUAAUUAAAUGCUUGUAUUUACCAGUAUGUUUGAAAUUCCUGUAGUUUAUAGUAUAGCAGAUGUUUUUUUUUUUUAUACAUUUCUUAGAUGAUUUGCUCUUUAAAGUUGCUGGUUUAUAAAGACUACUGUAUGUUAAGGUAGCAUUUAAUGAACCCAAUUUUCUUUUCAUACACAGAGUUAAAUUAUUUCAAUAAAUGAUACAUGUUUGUAUCAGUUCUGCCUGUUGGCAUUAUCCCAUGUGACACUAUCACUCACCUGCUGUAUGGUUUGGUUACUGAAACAAUUUAAAAGACCUCUGAGAUUCUGCAGCUCAUUCAACAAAACACAGAAUAUCAGCACAAAACAAAUAAUUAUGAAACCAUAAAAGCUAUGAAACUACCAAAAGGCCUACUACUUGAUCUACACCACCAUAG